AUGGAUCAGUCCUCGGCGGUUGGAACCACAGCGAUUUCGUCCUCGUCGCUUUUCACCACUUCCAACGUGCUGACACAAGCGCCGGACGCAUCGCACAGCAGCGACAUGGAGUGCAUCGAGGAGAAUGUGAUCAUUGAUGAAAUAACCGAAGCAGAACCAACUUCCGUCACUCUUCGUUUCUGCAAACGUAAGUUUCUUCGACCAUACGUAAUCAUACUAGCAAUUGCUGGACUUCGGCCCAGCUCCAGCGAUGUGGAGUUGCUCGGGCGUUGGGUUGGACAUCUACAAACUAUUCUGGUGCUGCUUCUUCUUACGAUUGGUUACGUCUUACAAUUUAUGUGUGGAUUCAGACGAGACCACGGGCUUUUAGAACCAAAUGAAUCUUUACCCAUCUCGACCACACCGGCAGGAUGGUCAACCACCACACCGACGACACCGGAAACCGUCAAACUAUUUUCCAACUGGACAAUACGGAAUCAGACAGCACACAGUACCGACGGAAGCAGCAACACAACACUGUACACAGACCAGGAACACCUUGGCAUUUUAGCUUCGGGCGAGGCCAUUUUCAUCUAUCUCGUUCCUGCCUUGCUGCAUCUGAAUGGUUACCUACUGGCGGUAUUCAUUUAUCGGUUCGCCGAUAACGAACAAUUACAGAGUCUCAUCGAACGGGUCUUUAUCCUCAGCAGCAAUCCGCGUCGGUUGGUGUUGACACUUUGGCUUUACUUUGGACUGGGGUUGGUUUGGCUGGGCGUCUCCAUCGCGUACGUAACGCUGCUGGGAGUUGAUAGGAUCACCGUUUUCGAACGAUUUUUAUCCUUCGGAUGGACUGGAAAUCUGGCACGGUGGACCCAUACAGCCGAGGUGUUGAGAGCAUUGCUAGCGUUGACGCUGUUUUUCCACGAUCUCGUACAGAUGGUGGUGAUUGUGAGUUAUGGUUUAAUGUGUUACAUGCUGCGAUGUUAUCUGAAGGCGCUGAAGGAAAAGCUACUGCUGCAUACGAUCGAACCACUGAACUGGAUGCGGGAGAUUUGUGAGUUCCGGAAGUUACUUCACCAUCUGAACACAAAAAUCUCGCUGCCGGUCGCGAGCCUAACCGUGCUAAACCUCAGCUACACCGUUUCGAGCGUGGCGCAUCUGUUCCACGAUAUGACGGCUUGUCCGAUUAACAUCUUCACCGCAAGCCUCGCCAACAUUCUGCUCUGGCUGGUCAUCGCACUGAUGCCAUUCUUCCAGGCCGCCAGCCUUACCGUCACCUGCCGCCAAACGCAAUCCUGCGGCCAUCUGAUAAGCAUUCGCCCGUUCGUUCACCGGAACACGUCGUCCGAAGAUUUGAACACCGUGCUGCUGUACGCGUCCUCGCUAAAGAUGUCAGCCAAAUUGUUCCGGAUGCCCGUCAGCGCCCACUAUCUGUGCUUUCUCGUGCUCGUCUGCUUCAUCGGUGUGCUAACGUUCGGAAUGUGCCUCAACAUAUCGCUCGGUCCGCUGUAG
Anopheles marshallii is the source of this 1491-nucleotide messenger RNA. RefSeq lists its product as uncharacterized. Lineage: Eukaryota; Metazoa; Arthropoda; Insecta; Diptera; Culicidae. The coding region runs from base 1 to 1491 and encodes 496 amino acids. The transcript is spliced from 7 exons. The record is from RefSeq and is a predicted model, not a curated record.